This is a messenger RNA of Euleptes europaea (tarantolino), 1632 nucleotides long. It is a transcript of the gene TRIM35, whose product is annotated as tripartite motif containing 35. The record is from RefSeq and is a predicted model, not a curated record. The transcript has 7 exons. Gene Ontology annotation, molecular function: protein binding; zinc ion binding. Gene Ontology annotation, biological process: innate immune response; positive regulation of apoptotic process. NCBI's taxonomy places the organism in Eukaryota, Metazoa, Chordata, Lepidosauria, Squamata, Sphaerodactylidae. The coding region runs from base 1 to 1599 and encodes 532 amino acids.
AUGGCGUUUUUCCCGGGAAAUCUCGCCAGGAGCCCCAGGCGAAGGAGCUCCAGGAUUUGCUGCCAGAGAUGCCUGCCCGCCCCCUGCAACACAACAAGGUCUAUGGCUAAGGAACCUUCUGCAGCGUCUUCUCGGGCCCCCUCUUUGCCCACCACUACUAUCAAAGAGGAGCUGCUGUGCCCAAUUUGUUAUGAGCCCUUCAAGGAUGCCGUCACCCUCUGCUGUGGCCACAAUUUCUGCAAAGGCUGCGUGGGCCGUUCCUGGGAGAAUCAAGCCCGCCACGUCUGCCCGGUGUGCAAAGCGAGGUCUUCUCUGGAGGACCUGCGCACCAACCACACGCUGGCCAACAUCGUGGAGAUGUUCCUCAAGCAGGAGAAGAAGCAGGAGCAGCAGCAGAGGGCUGGGGAGGCUUCUGCCCUCUGCUCCUUGCACCGCGAAGAGGCCCGGCUUUUCUGCCUGGAAGACAAGGAGCUGGUCUGCUUUGUGUGCCAAAACUCCAAGCAACACGCAGACCACAAAAUGAGGCCUGUAGGGGAGGUUGCCAAGGAUUACAGGGCCAAAUGCAAAGACAUGGAAAGAUCUCUGUGGGAUAAAAUGCAGGAAUUUGGAAGAGUACAGUCGUCUUACAGACAGAUCGCUAACCACAACAAGGUAGAAAGUGCCAGGCUGGAGAAAGAGCUCAAAAAGCAGUUUGAACAAUUGCAUGAGUUCCUGUGGAAUGAGGAGAAGGCCACACUGGAGGAGCUGCAGGCUGAGACCCGGCAGAAGAAAGACCUGAUCGAGGACAAGAUCAAAAAGCUGUCGGAAGAAAGCAGCAUCUUGCAACAGGAGGUCGACCAGUUGCAGGCUGACCAGAAAGAAGAUGAUGUCUCCUUCCUCCAGAAACACAAAAACCGGAAACGCAGAAUUGCCUGGACGGCGGAAGAGCCAGAAGCUGUUCCCCUGGGGAUGCUGAUAGAAAUUACAAAAUACUUGGAUUCCUUGCAAUACAACAUGUGGAAGAAAAUGCUGAAUAUCAUCAAAGUAGUCCCAUUCAGCUUUGAUCCCAACACAUCUGCAGGAAGGCUGUCUGUCUCCGAUGACCUCACCAGUAUUUCCACCAGUAACUACAAGCUGUUGGUGGAUGUCCCAGAACGCUUCUCUGCUGGGUUACCGUGCGUCCUGGGCUCUAAGAGCUUUUCCAAAGGAUCUCACGCUUGGGAAGUAGAUAUUGGCGGCAUUGAUAACUGGUGCAUUGGAGUGGCCAGGAGGCAUUGUGGCUACCAGUGGAGCUUUGGCAGCGAUUCCUAUCUUGGGUUUGCCUACACGUACCGUAUGCAGGGUGCCAGCAACAAGCAAUGCCAGUCCUCCAAGUCAAUCCUGCUGGGGGCUGCAAGUGGGAAGGACCUCAAGAGGGUCAGAGUGGAACUGGACUGUGACGAAGGGGAGCUAUCAUUCUACAACGCAGAGCACAAGAGUCAUAUUUAUACUUUCCACGACAAUUUUGGGGAAGUUGUCCCAUACUUCUGCAUCUGUGGUGUAGAUGCUGUUGAGUCUUCAUCUGAGUCGCUCAAGCUUUGCCCACUUCAGGUUCAGAUCAAGGAAGAUUAUCCUAAUUGAGAAAAGUGUGCUUAUUAAUCUCCAUCUAUGUAC